Messenger RNA from Adineta ricciae, 363 nucleotides. The record is from the annotation of a GenBank genome assembly. Lineage: Eukaryota; Metazoa; Rotifera; Eurotatoria; Adinetida; Adinetidae.
AUGAUAAAAACAUCCCAUAAUGUCGAAAGUAACAAAGAACCACGUCCAGCAGUAGAAUAUCCACAUUGUAUUGAUCAAUGGACGGAACAUCAUGUCAAAUCAUUUCUUCUUGAUAAACAAUUAAGUAUUCUUUUACCUAUUUUCGAAGGAAUGGAUGGACAAUUAUUACAUCAAAGUUAUUCGAUGUGUCAAGCUAAUCAACACGCGAUGUUUUUAUCAUUUAAAGAAGAUAUUGCUAAAUCUCAGCAUAUGACACUCAAUUUGAAAGAAUAUCUUAUAUUUCUUAAAGAAAUCAAAAUUUAUAUUCCACAUACAAUUGGUAAUCAAUCAAAUGCAACAUCUGUUGUUUGUAAUCUCAUGUGA